AUGACUUCGACUUCCAUCCUCCUCCAGAACGCUACAAUCCUGGUUCCGUCACGACAUGGAACUGACCGUGUCGUCCCUCUCCGUGAACAUUCCCUGCUUAUCGAGGGCAACAGAAUCGCUCGGAUUGCCCCCAAGAUCGAUCCUCCGUCGCCCUCGACCGAGGUGAUUGACUGCACGGGGAAGAUCCUGUCGCCCGGUUUCGUCGAUACGCAUCAUCACCUCUGGCAGACGCAGUUGAAGGGACGGCAUGCCGACGAGGUGUUGCUGGAGUAUAUGACUUCAGUGAGUGAUUUCGCUCUUGUCAGUCAUGUCCAGUCUAUAGCUAAUGCAGGUUCCAAUGCCAUCUCCGCAACCGUCGCGUCCGGCAUUCGCUCCAUCUUCUGCUACGCACCGACUCGCCGAGUGAAGACGUGGCUGCCGGAGCUGACAUUCGAAGACUCGCUGCUCCCAGACUGGGUGAUGACGCAGCUGGAUGACCUCAUGAAAAAGGCUCCCUUCGGAGACGGUCGUGUCCAGCUUGGAUUGGCAUUUGACGCAGUAUACCUCCCGAAAGAGAUCGUGGUGGAUCUCUUUGAACGAUGCCGCCGAGGUGGAGUGAAAGUGAUCACCUCGCAUUAUGUGCGAGGCGCCGUAUUCGACUUGAUCGACGCUCAUGGUCUUCUGGGCCCGGACAUUCUCAUCUCCCACGCCUCGAACCUCACACAAUCGGACGUGGAGAAGAUGACGAAAGCGCGCGCCUUCGUCUCCUCGACCCCCGAUACAGAACUGCAGAUGGCGCUGGGAUAUCCCGUUUGCUUCCGGGAGGACAUGAAAGACAUCAGCUCGCUUGGCAUCGACUGCCACAGCAACAACUCGGGGGAUAUCAUCACCCAGAUGCGCCUGGGCCUGCAGGCAGAGGGGCGCGCCAUCAACAUGCAGGAUCAGAUCGGGUCGCUGGAAGAAGGCAAACUAGCGGAGAUAGUGAUCUUCGACGCCCUGAGCCCUGGGAUGAUCUGCGCGGCCGAACACGACGCCGUGGCUGCCAUCGUCCUCCACUCAUUUCUCCGUGAUAUCGACACCGUCAUUGUCGACGGACGCAUCCGCAAGCGAGGGGGGAAGCUUGUCCCUGUAGACAUUGACGAGCCAACUGCAGCAGCGGAAAUCGGCAAGAAUCGCGUCGAAUGGCGCGAUAUUGCCGCACAGCUGCUAAAGAGUCGCGCGAGGGUGGAGGAAGCGACGCGGCGAAACCGGGCCGACGACCAUGCCCGGUCGAGGGAGGGUUUGGCCAGAAUUUUGCGCAUCAACAAGGAGAAUAUCGUCUGA
Messenger RNA from Rasamsonia emersonii CBS 393.64, 1302 nucleotides. RefSeq lists its product as uncharacterized. Lineage: Eukaryota; Fungi; Ascomycota; Eurotiomycetes; Eurotiales; Trichocomaceae. The record is from RefSeq and is a predicted model, not a curated record. Gene Ontology annotation, molecular function: deaminase activity. The transcript has 4 exons. Bases 1 to 1302 code for a protein of 433 amino acids. Gene Ontology annotation, cellular component: cytosol.